UCUUUCUGAUAAGCCACAUCGACCCUGGAAGGUUGUGUGAGUUGUUUAGAUACGUAUAAAGAGUCCAUUUCCUGUAUAUAAUGGAUAAGAGAUGUGCAUUCUUGAGUGCAGUGACUGUCAUGCUGGCCGCUGUAUGUUUAAAAGGCUCCGUUUGUCAAGUGUACAGCUGGAGUGUUCCUGCCCCACUCAACAUCAGUGUGUGUAGCAACAGCCUGAGUUACCCACUGACAUUGGAUUGGACUUACACUCCCUCAACUCCAGAUCCAUUGAUUAUAGAAUGGUCAAAACAAGGAACAAACAGAAUACUUGAUAACAUUGCAACAAAUAUUAGUGGUACAUUCAUACCAAGUGCUGCAUACACUGGAAGAGUCACAAGAACAGGAAGUACAGCAGAGAUUGCAAUACAAGGUCCACUGACAGCUGCAGAUGCAGGAAUAUAUCAGGUUUCUGUGACAGACAGUGGUGGACACAAUUUACCUGGUUUUGCAAAUGUGAUCUUUCCAGUUGUAAAUGAACCUAUCAAGGGAUCCUGUGUGGAGACUGCCCCUGAUAGCUACACUGUGACCUGCUCAGGAGAUGUGUCACCGCCUGUCACACUGCAGUUAAAGAAGGGAAGUGAUUUCGUUGACUCAGCUUCUUCCGAUAGUGAGUUGAGCCAGACAGUGAGCAGUGCUGGCACCUACCAGUGUUCUGUGACUGGACAGGGAUCAGAGUGUGUGACACCAAACUCCGAGGAAGUAAUCUGUACCUCUGCGCCAACCACGAGGAUGACCUCAACUCUCUGAACCGACUGAAGACUGACUGAGUUUAGUUUUACGCCGCUUUUAGCAAUAUUCCAGCAAUAUCACGGCGGGGGACACCAGAAAUGGGCUUAACACAUUGUGCCCAUGUGGGGCUCGAGUGUCGAGCUUGUCAUCUGAUACACCGGAGACAUAUUUCUGACAGGAGCUUAUCAUCUGACACACCGGAGACAUAUUUCUGACAGGAGCUCAUCAUCUCAUACACCGGAGACAUAUUUCUGACAGGAGCUUAUCAGCUGAUACACCGGAGAGAUAUUUCCGACAGGCGCUUAUCAUCUGAUACACCGGAAAAAUAUUUCUGAGAAAAGCUUAUCAUUUGACACGCCAGAAUGCUUGCAUUAUAGAUUAAAGUAAUAUUGCUUUACGCCUCAUCA
Molecule: messenger RNA, 1174 nt
Organism: Haliotis rubra (blacklip abalone)
Lineage: Eukaryota; Metazoa; Mollusca; Gastropoda; Lepetellida; Haliotidae
Exons: 5
Coding region: 81-785 (234 amino acids)
Source: RefSeq, a predicted model, not a curated record